AUGUUGGCUCUUUCCAAGGUUUUACGGAGAAGCCAGAGUCUCCGAUUAGGAGCUUGCAAUGCUGUGUACUACUCUAAGCUAGAGAUACCAAUUGGAGAAAGGAACGGUGCUACUGGAUCCAACGCUUUGAUACAUGAAAAAUACGAAUCUUUCCCUAGAUUUUACGAGCUCUCUUGGAGUUCCUCUACUGGAAGACGUUCACUUUCCUCGGAAGCUGGGCCUAAAAGUGUCGGAGAGGAAGAUUCAGACCUUGAAACUCCAAAUAAGACUAGUGGUGGUAGUGAAGAUGGGCUUCAGUCUGAGGAGGAGUUGUCUAGUGAUGAAGGUGACAUUGAAAGAGCAGAAAUGGAACUAGAUGUAACUGACUCGGAGGCUGGAAAAAUGACGGCAAGCAAGAGAUCAUCGGAACUGUUUAAUGCCAUUGUUUCUGUCUCAGGUCUGUCUGUAGAGAGUGCGCUUGAUAAAUGGGUGGAAGAAGGGAAGGAGAUCAACCGCACAGAGAUUGGAAAUGCGAUGCUACAACUCCGUAAACGUCGGAUGUAUGGGAGAGCCUUGCAGAUGACAGAAUGGUUGGAGGAAAAUAAGCAAUUUGAAUUUGAUGAGAAAGAUUAUGCUGCUCGGCUUGAUCUGAUUGCCAAAGUACGUGGCGUGCACAAGGGAGAACUUUAUCUCGAAAGAAUCCCGGAAUCUUUCAGAGGGGAAUUGGUUUACCGUACUGUGCUCUCGAAUUAUGCGGCAACAAGCAAUGUGACGAAAGCAGAAGCAGUUUUCAACAAAAUGAAGGACUUGGGAUUCCCUCGGACGUCAUAUGCCUGUGAUCAGAUGAUUACUCUUUACAAGAGGGUCAACAAGAAGAAAAUAGCCGAUGUGUUAUUGCUGAUGGAGAAGGAAAAUCUAAAGCCGAGUCUUUACACGUACAAUAUCCUACUUGACACCAAAGGAUCAUCAAAUGACAUAAAUGGGAUGGAACAAAUUAUGGAGUUAAUGAAAAGUGAAGGUGUUGAGCUUGAUCUCCGUGCACAAUAUAUUAUUGCAAGACACUAUGCAUCAGCUGGGCUUAAAGAGAAGGCUGAGAAAGUGCUGAAAGAGAUGGAAGGUGAAUGCUUGGAGGCUAAUCGGCAUGUGUGUAAGGAUUUGCUUCCCAUUUAUGGCUCUCUCCAAAGGGAGGAUGAGGUGACAAGAAUUUGGAAGAUCUGUGAAGAAAACCCCCGUUUUGACGAGUCCCUUGCUGCAGUCCUGGCUUUUGGAAAGAUCAAUAAAGUCAAAGAAGCGGAGGCGAUUUUUGAGAGGAUCUCGAAGAUGGGCCAUAGAGUUUCUUCUAGUAUUUACUCCGUUCUCUUGAGGGUUUACGUGGAUCACAAGAUGGUCUCAAAGGCUAAGGAUCUUGUUAAGCAGAUGUCGGACAGCGGGUGCAAUAUUGGCGCCUUAACAUGGGAUACACUGAUUAGGCUCUAUGUUGAAGCUGGUGAACUAGAAAAGGCUGAUUCUUCGCUGGUCAAGGCAACACAGUCAAAACACAUAAAACCGUUGAUGACCUCCUUCAUGUACGUGAUGUGCGAGUAUGCAAGAAAGGGUGAUGUUCACAACACAGAGAAGAUCUUCCAGAAAAUGAGGCAAGCUGGCUAUCAAUCUCGCUUUAGGCAGUUUGACGCCCUUAUCCAGGCUUAUGUCAAUGCCAAAGCCCCAGCUUAUGGAAUGAAGGAUAGAAUGAAGGCUGAUAACUUCUUCCCCAACAGCGGUUUGGCUGCUCAGCUCGCUAAAGCCGAUCCCUUCAAGAAGACGCCUCUCUCCGAUAUCCUGGAUUGA
Arabis nemorensis is the source of this 1806-nucleotide messenger RNA. The record is from the annotation of a GenBank genome assembly. Lineage: Eukaryota; Viridiplantae; Streptophyta; Magnoliopsida; Brassicales; Brassicaceae.